Dromaius novaehollandiae (emu) is the source of this 4037-nucleotide messenger RNA. It is a transcript of the gene ITGA7, whose product is annotated as integrin subunit alpha 7. Gene Ontology annotation, molecular function: integrin binding. Gene Ontology annotation, biological process: leukocyte migration; integrin-mediated signaling pathway; cell adhesion mediated by integrin. The transcript is spliced from 25 exons. Gene Ontology annotation, cellular component: external side of plasma membrane; integrin complex. The record is from RefSeq and is a predicted model, not a curated record. NCBI's taxonomy places the organism in Eukaryota, Metazoa, Chordata, Aves, Casuariiformes, Dromaiidae. The coding region runs from base 138 to 3377 and encodes 1079 amino acids.
GUUCGGCGGCGGCGCCCGUGCUCCUCCUCGCUGCGAGCCAGAGCGGAGCCAGCCGUGCCGGCGGCGGCGGCAGCGGCGCCCCGGGGUCUCCGCGAGCCGGCGGCAGCGGGAGCCGCGGGGCCGGGCACCGCCGCGGCAUGGCAGCGCCCCUGCCCCUCUGGGUGCCCUGGCUCGGCCUGCAGCUCCUGGGCAGCGCUGCCUUCAACCUGGACGUCGCCAACACCCUCCUCAAGGACGGGGACAAGGGCAGCCUCUUCGGCUUCUCCGUGGCUCUGCACCGGCAGCUCAGCCCCGAGCCCGCCAGCUGGUUGCUGGUGGGGGCCCCCCAGGCGCCGGCGCUGCCCGGCCAAGGCGCCAACCGCACGGGCGGCCUCUUCGCCUGCCCGCUGAGCCCCGCGAGCUCCGACUGCUGGCGCGUGCCCAUCGACGACGGAGUGGACCUGCAGCGGGAGAGCAAGGAGAACCAGUGGCUGGGGGUGAGCGUGAAGAGCCAGGGCGCCGGCGGGAAGAUCGUGACCUGCGCCCACCUCUACGAGGCGCGGCACCGGGUGCAGCAGCCGCUGGAGACGCGGGACGUGAUCGGGCGCUGCUUCGUGCUGAGCCAGGACCUGCGGGUGCGCGACGAGCUCGACGGCGGCGAGUGGAAGUUCUGCGAGGGGCGGCCGCAGGGCCACGACCGCUUCGGCUUCUGCCAGCAGGGCCUGGCAGCCGGCUUCACCGCCGACAACCACUACAUCCUCUUCGGGGCCCCCGGCACCUACAACUGGAAGGGGAACCUGCGCGUGGAGCUGUUUAACCACAGCUCCCUGGACCUGGUCCAUUACGACGACGGCCCCUACGAAGCCGGGGGCGAGAAGGACCAGGACCCUUCGCUCAUCCCCGUGCCCGCCAACAGCUACUUCGGCUUCUCCGUGGACUCGGGCAGGGGCCUGACGCGGCGGAACGAGCUGAGCUUCGUCACCGGGGCGCCCCGCGCCAACCACACCGGCGCCGUGGUGAUCCUGCGCCGCGACAGCGCCAACCGCCUGGUGCCCGAGGCCCUGCUGCGGGGCGAGCAGCUCACCUCCUCCUUCGGCUACGCCCUGGCCGUGCUGGACCUCAACAGCGACGGCUGGAUGGACCUGGUGGUGGGGGCCCCCCACUUCUUCGAGCGCAAGGAGGAGAUCGGGGGGGCCGCCUACGUCUACAUCAACCCGGGGGGCCGCUGGGCGUCCGCCGCCCCCCUCCGCCUCAACGGCACCUACGGCUCCAUGUUCGGCAUCGCCCUCAGCGCCGCCGGCGACCUCGACCAGGACGGCUUCAGCGACCUUGCCGUGGGAGCCCCCUUCGACGGCGCCGGCAAGGUCUACAUCUACCACGGCAGCAAGCUGGGCAUCGUGGCCAAGCCGGCGCAGGUCCUGGACGGCGAGGGCGUGGGGGUGACGGCCUUCGGCUACGCCAUCUCGGGGGGGCUGGACGUGGACGAGAACCUCUACCCCGACCUGCUCGUGGGCUCCCUCUCCGACACCGUGGUGCUGUACAGGGCUCGGCCGGUCGUCCACGUCUCCAGGAACAUCUCGCUGACGCCGUCGAGCAUCGACCUGGAGCAGAACAACUGCCGGCACCAGGAGGGCGUCUGCGUGGACGUCCGAGCCUGCUUCAGCUACACGGCCAGUCCCGCCAGCUACAGCCCCCGGCUCACGCUGCAGUACGUGCUGGACGCCGACACGGACCGCCGGCGCCGGGGCCAGGCCCCCCGCGUGGCCUUCCUGCACCGGCAGCCCUCGGACCCCGAGCACCAGUCCUCCGGCGCGGUGGAGCUGCCGCGGCAGGGCGUCCGCGCCUGCGCCCAGGCCACCUUCCAGCUGCAGCCCAGCGUCCGCGACAAGCUGCGCCCCAUCGCCGUCACCCUGGCCUACGGCAUCGAGCGGGCGCGGGCCAAGCGGCAGGUCCCGGGGGCCGCGCUGCCGCCGCUGCCCCCCGUGCUGGGCGCCCAGCCGCCCCGCAGCCAGCGCAGCGAGGUGCACUUCUUGAAGCAGGGCUGCGGCGACGACAAGAUCUGCCAGAGCAACCUGCAGCUGCGGGUCCAGUUCUGCUCCCGCGUGGGCGAUGCUGAUUUCCUGCCGCUGCCCAGGGGCGCCGACGGCACCGCCAUCUUCGCCAUGAGCGACCAGAAGGACGUGGCCCUGGAGAUCCACGUCACCAACCUGCCCUCGGACCCCGCGGAGCCGCAGCGGGACGGCGACGACGCCCACGAGGCCCUGCUGACGGCCACCUUCCCCGAGGCCCUGCCCUACUCCGCCGUGCGCCCCUACGACGCCCGGGCGCCCGCGGACAAGCCGGUGCUCUGCCUCGCCAACCAGAACGGCUCCCAGGUGGAGUGCGAGCUGGGCAACCCCCUGCCGCGUGGAGCCCAGGCGCGCUUCUACCUCGUCCUCAGCACCCUGGGCAUCACGCUGCAGACCACGGACCUGGCGGUGGAGCUGGCGCUGUCCACGAUCAGCGAGCAGCCGGGGCUGGCGCCGGUGGUGGCCCGGGCGCGCGUGGUCAUCGAGCUGCCGCUCUCGGUGACGGGCGUGGCCGUGCCGCCGCGGCUCUUCUUCGGCGGGACGGUGCGGGGCGAGAGCGCCGUGCGGCGCGAGAGCCAGGUGGGCAGCGCCGUGCGCUACGAGGUCACGGUCUCCAACCGGGGCCAGUCGCUGAAGACGCUGGGCUCGGCCUUCCUCACGCUGCUGUGGCCCCACGAGCUCUGCAGCGGCAAGUGGCUGCUCUACCCGCUGCAGCUGGAGCUGGCGGCGCCGCCGGGGCCCCCGGCCGCCUGUAGCCCCGCUGCCAACCCCCUGCGCCUGGCCCUGGAGCCGCCGGGGGAGGCCGAUGCCGCCGAGGCGCUGGCCGCCGGGUCCUGGUGGCUGCCGGCGGCGGCGGAGCGGCGGCGGAACGUGACGCUGGACUGCGCCCAGGGCACCGCCAGCUGCCUGGUGUUCCAGUGCCCGCUGCGCAGCUUCGAGCGCGCCGCCGUGCUCACCGCCCGCGGGCGCCUCUGGAACAGCACCUUCCUCGAGGAGUUCCUGGCCGUGGCCUCCGUGGAGCUGAUCGUGCGGGCCAGCGUCUCCGUCACCUCCUCCGUCACCAACCUGGUGCUGAAGGACGCCUCCACGCAGAUCCCCGUCUCGGUGUACCUGGACCCCGGGGCGGCGGUGGCCGGCGGCGUGCCCUGGUGGGUCAUCGUCCUGGCCGCCCUGGCCGGCGUCCUCGUCCUGGCCCUGCUCGUCCUCCUGCUCUGGAAGUGCGGCUUCUUCCAGCGGAGCAGCCGAAGGUCCCGCUACGCCGCUAGCUACCACCGGGCCCGGCGGGGCCUGCAGCCCUCCGCCGCAGACAGGCAGGCCGCGGAGGCCUAGCGGCAGCGCGGGGCCGACCCCCCCCCCCCCGCCCGGGGGGCCGCGGGUGCGGGGUGCGCGGGUGUGCGAGGUGUGCGGUGUCCGUGCAUGGUUGUGCCAGGGGCUGUAGUGCCCGGACAGAUGGAGCUUGGUUUGCAGGGGAGCGAGGGUUCGCAGCGCUGGUGCAGGGGUGUGCGAGGGGUUGCAGUGUCUGGGUGCCGAUGCACGAGUGUGCAAGGGUUUGCAGUGCUGGUGCACGGGUGUGCGAGGGGUUGCAGUGUCUGGGUGCCGAUGCACGGGUGUGCAAGGGUUUGCAGUGCUGGUGCACGGGUGUGCGAGGGUUUGUGGUGUCUGGGUGCCAGUGCACGGGUGUGCGAGGGUUUGCAGUGUCAGCGUUGCGGCAUGAGAGGGUUUGCAGCGCUGGUGCAUGGGCGUGCGAGGGUUUGCAGUGCCAGCACAUGAGUGUGCAAGGGUUUGCAGGGUCAGGGUGGAUGGAGGAGGGUUUGCAGUGUCAGCGUUGCGGCAUGAGAGGGUUUGCAGCGCUGGUGCAUGGGCGUGCGAGGGUUUGCAGUGCCCAGGAAGGCGGCCGGGCGCUCGCAGCGUGGGGCCCACGCGCAUGCGUCUGCGGCGGCUCUCGGGACGAGCCGAGGGGUCCGCGGGGCGCUGGUGCCGCCCUGACCC